Messenger RNA from Trichosurus vulpecula (common brushtail), 7213 nucleotides. RefSeq names its product lysophosphatidylglycerol acyltransferase 1 (gene LPGAT1). The transcript is spliced from 9 exons. NCBI's taxonomy places the organism in Eukaryota, Metazoa, Chordata, Mammalia, Diprotodontia, Phalangeridae. The coding region runs from base 337 to 1653 and encodes 438 amino acids. Gene Ontology annotation, molecular function: acyltransferase activity. The record is from RefSeq and is a predicted model, not a curated record. Gene Ontology annotation, cellular component: endomembrane system.
GGGCGCUCUGGGGGCGGCGCUCGCCGCAGUCUCGGCUCCCGCCGCUUCCUCCUACUCCUCCUCCCGCCGCCGCCGCCGCCGCCGUCGCCGCCGCCGCCGCCGCCGCUCCCCCGUAGCGUUUCCCGGCUGCUAGCGGGCCGUGGGCACCGAGCGCGGCCCGAGGCCGGGGUUCACGUCCGCUAGGUCGCCCGGAGCCGCCGCGGGCGAUGAAUUCUUGGGGCUCCUCCCGCCCCCGCAGCCCGGCGAGGGGCCAGGCCAGCCUGAGGCAGCUGGAAGGGGAGUGAGAGGCCGCUCGCCGCCGCCGCGCCCGGGGCCGGUUCGGCCGCCGCUGAGUCCAUGACCCCGACUCCUCCUCCGGGGACAGCCGCCGCCGCCGCCUCCGCUGCCCCGCAGCAUCGGGCCCCCAGCAGCCGGCUGCCGGCCCCAGCCCCUCCUCCCCCUUCUCCGCCGCCUCCUGCGCUUCUCCGUCCGCUCUCUCCAGCCCCCGGCUGCCCGUCCUCGGGGCUGCGGAAGGAAGAAGCUUCAGGCUCCAGUGUGAGAAUGGCUGUGACUUUAGAAGAAGUUCCAUGGGUAUGUGUGACCUUUGUGAAAGCUGUCCUGAGGUUCGCCUUCAUGGUCAUAAAUAACUUGGUCGCCAUUCCAUCCUAUGUCUUCUAUAUCAUAAUUCUUCAGCCUCUGCGAAUGCUAGACAGGAAGCGGUUCUGGUAUAUCGAAGGAAUCAUGUACAAGUGGCUUUUAGCAAUGGUGGCUUCCUGGGGUUGGUGUGCAGGUUACACAGUAAUGGAGUGGGGUGAAGAUAUUAAAGCAAUUUCAGAAGAUGAAGCUCUGAUGUUGGUGAACCAUCAAGCAACGGGAGAUGUGUGCACAUUAAUGAUGUGCCUACAGGACAAAGGAAUGGUUGUUGCUCAGAUGAUGUGGUUGAUGGAUCACAUAUUUAAGUAUACAAACUUUGGUAUUGUUUCUCUAAUUCAUGGAGAUUUCUUUAUAAGACAGGGAAAAUCUCAUCGUGACCAGCAGCUUGUUAUUCUUCAGAAGCACCUAAGAAAUUGUUACAGGAGCCGGGAUCGGAAGUGGAUUGUUCUGUUUCCAGAAGGUGGUUUCCUCAGGAAGAGACGAGAAACAAGUCAGGCAUUUGCCAAGAAAAAUAAUUUGCCAUUCCUUACACAUGUCACCCUGCCAAGGCUUGGGGCAACACAAAUUAUUCUGAAUGAACUUGUAGCACGACAAGAAAAUGGAACCCCAGCAGGCGGAGAUGCUAGAGUGUUAGAGAAUAAACCAAAAGGCCUCCAAUGGGUCAUAGAUACAACCAUAGCUUAUCCUAAAGGUGAACCUAUAGACAUCCAAACUUGGAUUCUUGGAUAUAGGCGACCAACAGUCACUCAUGUUCAUUACAGGAUUUUUCCAAUUAAAGAUGUACCUAUGGAGAAUGAUGCCCUUACUAAUUGGCUGUAUCAGCGGUUCAUUGAAAAGGAGGACCUCUUGUCACACUUUUAUGAAACAGGAGCUUUUCCUCCCCUAAUGGGCCAGAAGAAAGCAGUUUCUAAGGAGAUGACACUCAACAACAUGUGGCUAUUUUUCAUACAGUCCUUUGCAUUUUUAUCAGGCUAUAUGUGGUACAACAUUCUACGGUAUUUUUAUCAUUGCCUAUUCUAGGAGUUGAAUGGGACCUAUGGACACCAUAAGAGUUUAGGCUUUUGCAAAUGUGCAUUAUAUUACAUGUGCAAAUGAGAAUAUACGCAAAUGAAGGAAAUUGGAUGGCCAGCUUAAUUUUUAUCCCUCUUUGGGGAAAUUUUAAAACUUUACUAAAAGUGAGGAUCAGUAAUAUAAUGACCUGUUAAUGUAUUUUAAGAACUUUCCAUGUUUUUAAAAGGUAUACUAUACCACAAACAUGCUAUUAUGAGAAGAGGCGAUCAUAACGUCAUCCUGGAAGACUAAGAGAAAUUAUAUCACCACUGAAUAUACUUGGAAACUUAGUUCAAGGUUAGAAAGCUUGAUUUUCCUCUUAUCCAGUAGUCUGUACUACCACAGUGUUCUAGAGAUCUCUUGUUUCCAGCAGUUGAAGUUAUGUUGCCACUAACAUUUACGGGAGCAGUUGGGGCCUCCUACAUUACUGUUUCUUGGUCAUCAGUUCCUAUUUUAAGACAAAAACAAAAACAAACCAUUCCUAAACACCUAAGUGAAAUAUAGUGUCAGUACUAGAAUGUGCUUAAACAACAGAAAUCAAUCCUGGCUAUCUCGGUCUUUACUUUGUUGAGUUUAUCAUCCACCAUCAUGUUUAUGUGUGUUAGUGCUUUCCCAUUUCCAAGGGAGUGAAAAAAUGUCAUUUUAUUUUUCAUCUUUAAAAUACAUUUCAUGGAUUAAUUAUUAUCUUUUGUGAAAUGCACUUUUCAGAGAUGCAAAUACAGUGAAGGAAAAGUCUUACAGCUUGAGAUCGAUUGAAUUUUUAUGAUAAGUGGGCUUCUUGAGAGGCAUUGCUCCCUCUGAAGGUUUACUUGAGUGCUGGUUACUCUUCAGUACAGUAAUGCUUUGGGUACCACACUAUUGCUGAUAGGACAGUUACAUAGUUCAGAAGCCUUUUGUUUUUUCCCAUUUUGAUGUGCUAACACUAAAUACAUUUGGGGAUGGUUAAAACAAGUUAAUGCCAAACAACUACAUGUUCUAUUUAGGCAGAAAAUAGACUAGUUAGUUGAUUAGAAAACUAAUAAUAGCUAGAGCCAGACACUGGCUUAAAAUGAUAGAAAGUUAUUCAGUCUCCUGUGACAAGGUACAGCCAUAGCCCUCUAGAUAUCUGUACAAACAGCACUAUUGUCACCAUAUCAAAAGUAGAUGCUAGUCUCAGGAGAAGGAAAGUUAACUAGGAGGCAAGCUGAUGCAAAUUCAGCCUCUUUCUUCCAAAAGCUUUUAAAGUAGUCUGGUUCUUAUUGAUUGCUAGAAAAUAUAGUGCUUAUCAUCCUGUUUGUGUGAUUUACCUCGUUAUAGAACCAAAUUCUUCCUACAAAAGAGCUACAUCGGUACAUAGUCUAAAUGCCAGAUGUUGAGCUACUGGGUGUUUGUGGUUUGGAAUUGUAAAAUUAUUAAGAUCCAAGUAAGUCAACUGUAGUGUUCUGUGCUAUUGGCAACAUAGACUCCCCUGUUGCCUCUAAUCACACAAAUACCAAUUUUGAUAGUAGUCUAUAAGAUAAAAAUAAAGCUAAAUAUUUUCCAUUUAAAAUAAACCAAAAAAAUAGAACGAUGUGAAUUUCCCCUCAGUUUUGUGGGAAAGGUUAAUUAACACCAAAUAUAAGUCCAUGAUAUCUUCAUCCUUUAAGGUAACUCAGUGCAUAUGUAACAAAGAACAUAACGCAGUAACUGAAAUACCUCAUUGACUGGAAGUACUGCUACUGGUAAAAUGCAGAAAUGUUGAUGUACUUAGUUUGGGAAAUGUUCAUUGUAAGAUGAAACUUUGAAACCCAGCUUUUUAUUGAGCGCCCAUACACAAGUGACAGCGCACACAUGAAGCCCAGCUCAACCUAGAGGCACCUAACGAAAGGAGUAUAGGACUAAUUCUGUUCAUGCACCUUUCGUAUACAGGCGAUCCCAAGUAGAUCAUCAUGCCUAAAGAAAUCUGUAUUGUGUUUAUUCUGUUGGUUUCCUCCUCCAGAGUAAUGUAGAUAUGACCGUUUUUGUUUUUUUUUUUUAAAAAUCCUUUGAUGUUCAGUUGAAAAAAGAAAGGUUUUCUAUAAAGGGAUAGUUAUACUCUUGAAAUGAUUGCACACAUCAAAGAAGCUCCAUCCUGGAAUAUAAUACUUUUCCAUAGUAAUGGGUCAAACAGGACAAACAGGUGUGCCAGUUAUUUAUGUAGUAGUGGGUAUGGGCAAUGUAUAGAUGGGUAUACAGUUGACCCUAUAACUUUUUAAAUUAUUUUAAAGCAUAUCUUUCUCUUUUGUUUGUAAAACAUGUUUGUUUUAGAGCACUGAUUGUAGUUUCCUUCUCAGUGAGUGGCAUUCUCCUACCUGCACUAAAGAAUAUGAAAGGAGAAUCAGUGUUCUUUCCUGUGUGGUAAUCAGGGUGUUUUCUGUUGUUUAAAGAAAAAAAACAAAAACCAAACUCUGAAUAAACCUUCCAGUUUGCAGUGUAGUUUUUGUGUGAAGGGGAAGUAAAUUCAAAGGACUCACAUUUUAUCAAGAGAAAGCAUUAUAAAGCUUAUAGGAAAUAGUUAUUGUGCUAGCUUAAGUCACCAGUUAAGUUAGCCUGUAGAGCCUCACCUCCUCUGCAGUUCUGUCGGUCUACCUAGAUUGCCUCAGCAGAUAUCAGUGUGUACUUCUAGAAACCCAGGAAUCCUGAGUGUUGCUUUCAAUUGGUAGGACCAGUAACUUGGUUUCAGUGACUACAAAAGUGAUCUAAAUACACCAGCUGACUGUGGCUUUUAGAAUCAGUUGUUUGGUGUUUUAGGUGCAUUGCUGUGGAGAAACCCAUUAUCCAGUGGAGGCUGGGGGGUAAAUUGAAGCAAGUAAUAAAGGUUUAAAGGGGAAACAGGUUAUUUACUACAUUUAGUUAAUGAGUUUCUAGACAAUAGGUCUUUUUUAAAGGUAGCUUGUACGUUCAAGUCUAUAUGAUUGGGUAGUUUCUUCAUUACAGCCAAACCUUGUUUAUUACCUGGCUUUAUGUGGAUAAUUGAAAUUCACAGAUCAUCCAAAAAUCUCCUGUAUCUGUUAGUUUCAAUCUCCUCUCUACUCAAACCUUUAAACAGAAAUGCUACCAAGUACAAAAUUGAUUGGUUUGAUUUGUAGCUCUCCUGGUCAUAUAUUUGUGAAUGUGCUAUUGAGCAGUGAAAUGAGUAAAAGGCAACCAAAAGAGGAGAAACAACAAGCUCGAAUAAUCCACAGACUGAAUAAUCAGCUCCUGAAUAACCAAGAGUUGGCUGUAUUAAAACUGUUCUCAAACUGUUUUAUUAAAUUGAAACCUUAAAUCACCAAAUGUAAACUUCUGCGGUACACCAUUCUGUUGUUAAUGCCUUUGGGAUUUGUUUUGUGAAUGUUCAUUCUCCCCCAUGUGGAUUUGUCUUAGUAAUUUUCUUUUUUGACAAUCACUUCACUGAACACUUCUGUAAUAAAGUUGGUUAUAAUAAAUAAUCUUCAAUCAUGACAAGUAGGAGUUGGAUUUGUGUUGAUAGUUAAAAAAUUAUUUGCACUGCUAAAUAGGAAGAUUUAAUUCUUUUCUUUUUUUUUCCCUUUUUCUUGUGAAAAUGAAAUGUAUUUUACCAUGAUGGUAGUAUUCAGCUCUGAUUCAUAUGGAGCAAAAAGUAAAAAUGAUCUGUUUUCUUGACAUGCAGUGCUGUAAACCUUACCUCUGUUAAAAAGAAAGGAAAAGUCGAGUGCUGGGCUUGGCCCACAGUUACAUUAAUUCAUUUUAUAUGUGGGUAAAGCAGAAUGUGCUUGGGACCAAAACCACCUUAGUGGGGACUAUCUAAAUCACAAAGAAGCCUGGGGGUUCUUUGGAGCAGUCAUUGGUUGGUGCUUUACUUCAACCAUUUUGCACCAAUCCCCAACAAUUAGGAACUGGGCCCUGGAAAUAAACUGAGGGUGCUAGACUUUUGGGGGAAGGUGACUGGAGCCAUAUGAAAGAUGCGAUAUGGAUUUUUUUUCAAAAUUACAUAUUUGUGGAUUUUUACAUUUAGUAUUUUUUUAAAACAGUUUAAAGAGCAAGAUAAACUUGUAUUCUAGUUGCAAAGUAUGCACACAUAUAUUUUGAAUGGCUUUAUUUUUAUUGUGUAAAACUGUUGAACACAUACUGUGAUGCACAAAUUCUUUACAUGUUAAGGAGUCUAUGCAUUUGACAGUAACUUCUGUUUUAUAAUUGGGUAAUGAAACAGUUAUACAUUGAACCACUGUUGUAUUAAAACACACUUCUUUUAAGGUUGCUAUUACAAGACUGUGUUUAUUUUAUAAAAUGGAUUUUAGUUUUCCUAAUGCCAUAUUGUUUACUUUAGCCUGUUUGACCUUUCCCUUUUCCGUGGUGUGUUAUUUGCAUGUUGUUCUGUGCGAUAGGAAUGAAUGUAAAGGCUGUUGUGACUAAUUAACUUUUGUAAAGGGCUGGUCACAUGUGGAUCUGUUUUAUUAAUGCAUUUUAAAUGAUUUUAGUAUCCAGAUCACCUUUUCAAAACUUUGGUGUUAAUACCCAGAAAACAAACAAACAAAGAAAAAAAAACCUUUUCUCAACAGAAACUAAUAGCUGGCUCUAUUUUUUUUUAACUGUGCAAGAAAAUAAAGUUGAUUUUCAAGAAAAGUGCUUCUAAUUUUUCUCAGUUGAAUGGGGUGUUUUGGUGUUGUGUGGGUAUUUGGGGGGGGCUACUUUUUACGUUGGGAUUUUGAGAAAAGUUUGUAACAGAAAAGUUGUAAAUUGAUUGUCCCAGGCACACUGAAUUGGAUCAGAUGGCAAAAUAUCCUUGCUUUGAAAAGCCCGUUUUUUCUUUUAUUCUUAGCCUCUUUAACUCUUGGUAUUGUCUUAUAUUUCUCACAUUUGCUCCAUUCAGAGCCCUCAGGAAAAUGAAUUCUCAUCACAGAAAUUCUUCUUUCUAGGCAGGGGCUUUAAAGGUGAGAACACUAAAGGUGAUCUUGCACGAUCUUAUGAUUUAGAAAAAUGAAACUCAGAAUUUUUCCUGAAGAGCUUUAUUGGCCACUACUUUUCUCAAUUUACUCAUCUACUUUCAGAUUCUUUAAUCAAAGCCAAGUUCCAGGUAGGUCUGAACGCUUGAAGCAUUUGUCAGAUUUGUUGGUUAGAGUCUGUGAGUUUGGGCCCAUUGAAAACUCUUAAGUGUCCUGGAGCAUGUUGCACAAUCUGCCCAAUGAGUGUGAUGUUCAGUUCAGUCUACCUCUUCUUUUGGCUCAGGAUUUAGGCCAUCAUUUUUUUUUGUCUUAUGUAGACAUUUCUGUGAAAGGUGGGGAGAACAAUUAGGGAGAAGGAGCCUGAAAGCAAAUGCUAAAGUGCGAAGAGAUCUGUUGUUGACCAGCCCUGUUCCUCAUGAGUUUGGGGGGAAAAAAGCCAUUGUUUUUAAUUCCCGCCUAAAUAUGAAUAUGUUUGUUUUAAAAAUGUUUGUUCCUGCUGAAAAAAAAUGUAUUUUUAAAAGGAAAAAAACCCUCUUUUGGCUAUAAGAUAAAGUCAGCUGUAUGACCAGGUGUGACCAUAUCAUAACAUGCUGAUAUAUGAUAUAAAUCAAUAAAUUUUUACCUCUCAG